Molecule: messenger RNA, 3117 nt
Organism: Melanotaenia boesemani (Boeseman's rainbowfish)
Lineage: Eukaryota; Metazoa; Chordata; Actinopteri; Atheriniformes; Melanotaeniidae
Gene: avil
Product: advillin
Exons: 20
Coding region: 156-2609 (817 amino acids)
Biological process (GO): actin filament severing; cytoskeleton organization; barbed-end actin filament capping
Cellular component (GO): actin cytoskeleton; cytoplasm
Molecular function (GO): phosphatidylinositol-4,5-bisphosphate binding; actin filament binding
Source: RefSeq, a predicted model, not a curated record
GUCAGAAGCACUAUCAGGAUGAAAACUGAGGGCCCCUUGUAAUCAGACAGGAAAUCAGCUGUUGGAUAAUCGCAUGAGCGUGUAGAAACCUUAUUCAAGAAUAACUGAAAAAGUUAAUGAAAACGAGCCAGUGAAAGUGAGUGCAUCCAAGCAUCAUGGAGUAUACAUUUAGAGCAGUAACUCGCAGCCCGGGGAUUAUAAUCUGGAGAAUUGAGAAAAUGGAGCUGGUACAGGUUCCUGAGAAAUCUUAUGGAAACUUUUAUGAGGGUGACUGUUACGUUCUUCUGUCUACACAAAAGGUGAAGAACUCUUUGUCCUAUAAUAUCCAUUACUGGAUUGGCUCAGAGUCCUCUCAGGAUGAACAGGGCGCAGCUGCUAUUUAUACCAUACAGCUUGAUGAAUUUUUAGGCUCCACUCCGGUUCAACACAGAGAGGUCCAGCACCAUGAGUCUGAUACUUUCAGGGGCUACUUCAAACAGGGAAUAAUCUAUAAACAAGGUGGAGUUGCAACUGGUAUGAGGCACACCGAAACCAACACGUAUGAUAUUAAAAGACUGCUUCAUGUGAAAGGCAAGAAAAGAGUGAUUGCCAAGGAGGUGGAGAUGAGCUGGAAAAGUUUCAACCUUGGAGAUGUGUUUCUGUUAGACAUUGGCAAGACAAUCGUUCAGUGGAACGGGCCAAAUAGCAACCAGCAGGAAAAACUUAAAGGUAUGUGCCUGGCUAAAGACAUCCGAGACAGAGAGAGAGGAGGCCGGGCAGAGGUCAGAGUGGUCGAGGGUGAGGCAGAGAGCAGCUCUCCUCAGAGCAUGGAGAUCCUGAACAGUGUUCUUGGAGAAAGAACAUGCACGCUUACAGAUGGGCUUCCUGAUGAUGUUGCUGACCAGGAACAGAAGUCAACACUCACACUUUACCAAGUAUCAGAUGCUGAUGGUCAGAUGAAGGUAACAGAGGUCGCAACGCGACCACUGGUUCAGGAUCUGCUCAACCAUGAGGACUGCUACAUCCUGGACCAAGGAGGGAUAAAGAUCUUUGUAUGGAAAGGGAAGAAAGCAAACAAAGCUGAAAGACAAGCUGCCAUGUCCAGAGCUUUGGACUUCAUCAAAGCGAACAACUAUCCUUUCACUACAAAUGUGGAGACUGUGAAUGAUGGGGCAGAGUCAGCCAUCUUCAAGCAACUCUUCCAGAAGUGGAUAGUAAAGGAUCAAACUCAAGGCCUGGGAAAAGUGAACACAAGGGGGAAGAUUGCUCACAUCACACAAGAGAAAUUUGAUGCCUCACUGAUGCACACGAUGCCAGAUGUUGCUGCACAGGAGAGAAUGGUGGACAAUGGCACAGGUCAAGUGGAGGUGUGGAGGAUUGAAAAUCUGGAGCUCAUGCCUGUUGAACCUCAGUGGUAUGGAUACUUCUAUGGAGGUGACUGCUACCUGAUCCUCUACACUUACUUGGUUAACAACAAGAAGUGCUAUCUGCUCUACAUUUGGCAGGGGCGUCAUGCCACACAGGAUGAACUGGCAGCCUCAGCAUUUCAAGCUGUGAACUUAGAUCAGAAGUACAACGAUGAGCCGGUUCAAGUCAGAGUAACAAUGAGCAAGGAGCCGAGACACUUCAUGACAAUUUUCAAAGGAAAAAUGGUCAUCUUUGAGGGGGGCACAUCUAGGAAAGGGUCCUCUGAACCCGAGCCUCCAGUGAGAUUGUUCCAGGUUCAUGGUUCUGACCCAUCAAACACAAAAACCAUUGAAGUUCCAGCUCUGUCCAGCUCUCUGAACUCCAACGAUGUGUUUUUACUAAAGAGCCAAUCAGGAAUUUAUUUGUGGUGUGGAAAGGGUUCAAGUGGAGAUGAGAGAGCCAUGGCAAAGGAGGUGAGCUCUGUGGUUAAUAAUGGUUCACAGAAAGGCUCUGAGGAGAUUGUGGCAGAGGGUCAGGAGCCUGUUGCAUUCUGGGAGUUGCUUGGAGGGAAAGCUCCCUAUGCAAGUGGCAAGAGAUUACAGCAGGUGGUUUUAGACCAUCUGCCACGGCUGUUUGAAUGCUCUAAUAAGACGGGACGCUUCAUUGUGACUGAGGUCACUCAGUUCACUCAGGACGACCUCAACGAGGAUGAUGUUAUGUUGCUUGAUACAUGGGACCAGGUGUUUCUCUGGAUUGGCAAAGAGGCCAAUGAGGUGGAACGCAAGGAAGCAGUGACCACAAGCCAGGAGUACCUGCGCACCCACCCAGGUGACAGAGAUCCAGACACUCCUAUCAUCUUGAUCAAGCAAGGGUUUGAGCCACCCACCUUCACUGGCUGGUUUACAGCUUGGGAUCCCUCCAAAUGGAGCGCCGGAAAAAGCUAUGAAGAGCUGAAGAAGGAGCUGGGAGAUGAAACAGCACCUGUUACAAUUACAACUGAGCAGAACAAUGUUGAGAGCGAAAAAUACUUUCAGCCUUUUCCACUUGACACUUUGGUCAACAAGGUUGCCAAUGAGCUGCCCAAAGGUGUAGACCCCACCCAGAAAGAGAAACACCUCUCAGACGCCGACUUCAUCACCGUAUUUGGGAUCACCAAAGAUGACUUUGCAAAGCUGCCACAGUGGAAACAACUUAACAUAAAGAAAGCAAAGAAAAUGUUUUAAUGACUUUUAUCCAUAUUUUUAAAAAGUUGUUACUGUUAAGGGUAAUUUAACCCCAUUUAUGUUAGUUGCAUUAUUGGUGUCAUGCUUAUAUCAACACAUGGCUCAGAACAGGGUGUUCUCUGAUAUUUUUCCUUAUUGUUAUUCAGAUCACUGAAUCCAAACCCACACUGUUAAAUUUUGUCUUGUGAUUUGGCAAGUGGCUUGAUAUGAUUGAAACAGUUAAUAGAAACAAAGAUUUGUUCAAAUUAUUUAAACACUAAACCAACAAGGCAGCUCCGAUUUCAUGUUAAAAUGGUGUACUUCGCCAUCUGUUGGCCAAAUGAUGUUACAACAUGAUGUGUUAAAUGCAUUUCAGUUCUGACGGUUUUUCCAUGGCAUCAGGACAACUAACUUUCUCCUUCUUUAUUUUUAUUUUUAAUUCUCAAGUAUCAUUAAAGCUGUUUGCAAUAGGCUUUAUUUUAUUGAAUUUUAGUGUGUUCCUUCAAACAGUGUGAGUAAAAACAAUUAA